AUGGGUAAAGAGAAGCCAAAAAAUACAAGGGGAGUACGAGAAACGAAAGUGAUUUCUUUCUUUCUUUCUUUCUUUCUUUCUUUCUUUCUAUCUAUCUAUCUAUCACAGUCUGUUUUGUAUCUAUCUCAGUUAUUUAUAUCUAUCUAUCUAUCUAUCUAUCUAUCUAUCUAUCUAUCUAUUUCAUCUGUUUAUAUCUAUCUCAGUUUAUAUCUAUUUAUCUAUCUAUUUAUCUAUCUAUCUCUGUUUAUAUUUGUUUGUUUCUAUCUAUCUAUCUAUCUAUCUAUCUAUCUAUCUAUCUAUCUAUCUAUCUAUCUCAUCUGCUUCUAUCUAUCUAUCUAUCUAUCUAUCUAUCUAUCUAUCUAUCUAUCUAUGUACACACAUAUACAAACAUCAUUUCACCUCAACGGACACGCUGAGAUAAAGCACAAUGUAUCCAUUUUUGUUACUCUUUUCGUAAAAGAAAAGUAUAUCUCCAUAUGUUCCGAGUCUGACUUCCUCUCUCUUCCUCUCCCAGUAUUUCAAACGAUUUUUCCAGCUUUCGUUUUUUCACUCUUUCUCUGUCUCUCUUAG
Acanthosepion pharaonis is the source of this 570-nucleotide messenger RNA. NCBI's taxonomy places the organism in Eukaryota, Metazoa, Mollusca, Cephalopoda, Sepiida, Sepiidae. The record is from the annotation of a GenBank genome assembly.